Molecule: messenger RNA, 2729 nt
Organism: Xenopus tropicalis (tropical clawed frog)
Lineage: Eukaryota; Metazoa; Chordata; Amphibia; Anura; Pipidae
Gene: appl1
Product: adaptor protein, phosphotyrosine interacting with PH domain and leucine zipper 1
Exons: 22
Coding region: 137-2263 (708 amino acids)
Biological process (GO): positive regulation of transport; cellular response to growth factor stimulus
Cellular component (GO): cytoplasm; early endosome membrane; phagocytic vesicle
Molecular function (GO): identical protein binding
Source: RefSeq, a predicted model, not a curated record
GCGCGGCUGAGCCAAUGAGAAGAGGGUGCGAAAGGCACAAGGCGGGAUGUCCGCUGGCAGGGCGCUGCUGUAGAAUUCACGGUUCUGUUUACAGUCCCCGCUUGUCCCGCUGCUCCCCGGCCCAGGAACCGGCGCCAUGCUCGGCACUGACAAGCUGCCCAUCGAGGAGACGCUGGAGGACAGCCCUCAGACCAGGUCCCUACUGGGGGUGUUUGAGGAAGAUGCCGCUGCCAUUUCCAGUUACAGUAACCAGCUGUUCCACGCUAUGCGCCGGAUCUACGACGCUCAGAACGAGUUAAGCGCCGCCACCCACCUGACCUCCAAACUCCUGAAAGAAUAUGAGAAGCAGCGCUUUCCUCUAGGGGGCGACGAUGAGGUCAUGACUUCAACACUACAGCAGUUUUCCAAAGUGAUUGAUGAACUGAGCUCGUGCCAUGCCGUUCUCUCCACCCAACUGGCCGAUGCAAUGAUGUUCCCUAUUGGCCAAUUCAAAGAAAGGGAUUUGAAAGAAAUAUUAACACUAAAAGAAGUUUUCCAAAUCGCCAGUAACGAUCACGACGUUGCCAUCAACAGGUACAGCCGGCUCUCCAAGCGAAGAGAGAAUGAAAAGACCAAGUUUGAAGCCACGGAAGACGUUUACACGGCCCGGAAGAAGCAGCACCAGACUAUGAUGCAUUAUUUCUGCGCAUUGAACACCAUUCAGUAUAAGAAGAAAACUGCCAUUUUGGAGCCGUUGCUAGGGUACAUGCAAGCCCAGAUCAACUUCUUCAAAAUGGGCUCAGAAAAUCUGAACAGCCAAUUGGAGGAGUUCCUAACGAACAUUGGAACCAGCGUGCAGAGUGUCCGGAGAGAGAUGGACCAGGACAUGGAGAACAUGCAGCAGACGAUCCAGGACAUGGAAGCAGCCAGUGAGCCCCUGUACCUGCCAGACCCCGACCUAAAGAAACUCCCCGUGAAUCGCAACUUGACCCGGAAAGCGGGUUACCUCAACAUACGCAACAAGACCGGCCUGGUGUCGUCCAGUUGGGACAGACAUUACUACUUCACGCAGGGCGGGAACCUGAUGAGCCAGGCGAGGGGCGACGUGGCCGGGGGGCUUGUCAUGGACAUAGAUAACUGCUCGGUGAUGGCCAUCGAUAGCGAGGACCGGAGAUACUGCUUCCAGAUCACGGCGUUCGACGGCAAAAAGUCAGUCAUUUUACAAGCAGAAAGCAAAAAGGACUGCGAGGAGUGGAUCAGUACAAUAAACAACAUCUCCAAGCGGAUUUACCUGACGGAGAACCCGGAGGAAACGGCUGCGAGAGUCAACCAAUCAGCACUGGAGGCCGUGACUCCCUCCCCGUCCUUCCAGCAAAGGCACGAGAGUAUGCGGCCGGCAGUACCCUCCAGACCCCACGCCACACGUACCAGCAGCACCGGAUCCAUUGGAUCAGAUUCUUCAGCCCUUACCGCCCUCUCACUGGACUCCAUUGUAGCUCCUGACACUCCCAUCCAGUUUGACAUCAUUUCCCCAGUUAGCGAGGACCAGUCCGGGCAGCCGAGAACCCCGGGGCAGACUGGCAGACGAACAAACCCAUUUGGAGAAUCUGGGGAGAAGUCAGAAUCUGAAGACUCCAUCUUGCACCAGCUGUUUAUUGUGCGGUUCCUCGGCUCCAUGGAAGUGAAGUCUGACGAGAGUGCGGAAGUCGUGUACGAGACGAUGCGGCAGAUCCUGGCAGCCAGAGCCAUACACAACAUCUUCCGUAUGACCGAGUCCCACCUCCUCGUCACGUGCGACUGCUUGAAGCUGAUUGAUCCACAAACCCAAGUCACGAGGCUGAGGUUCCCUCUGGCCAACGUGGUCCUGUACGCCACCCACCAGGAAAACAAGCGGCUGUUCGGCUUUGUGCUGCGCUCGGCGGGGGGGCGGGCCGAGGGGCGGCCGCUCUCUGUCUGCUACAUCUUCGAGUCCAACAACGAAGGGGAAAAGAUCUGCGAUUCCGUGGGGCUGGCGAAACAGAUCGCUCUUCAUGCAGAACUUGAUCGCCGAGCGUCGGAGAAGCAGAAAGAAAUCGACAAAGUCAAAGAGAAACAACAGAAAGAAAUCAGCAAACAGAAACAGAUAGAAAAGGAUCUGGAAGAGCAGAGCCGUUUAAUCGCCGCCUCCAGCAGGCCCGCCCAGGCCAGCGCCGAGGGGCAGUUUGUGGUUCUGAGCAGCAGCCAAUCAGAAGACAGCGAUGUGGGGGACGAGGGGAAGAAGAAGCAGCGAGAGUCGGAGGCGUGACGGAGGCCGAUUAAAGGCACGGGCAGGACACAUCGCCUUUUAUUAUCCCCGUAAUCACUCGAGUACAAGCGCUCAUUACUUUGCCUUUGGGAAGCGGCCAUGUUUGGGGGCCGCCAUACUGACCCGGGGCGCCCCCGCGGAACCUUCGGUGCCCCCCAGACCAAGCCUAUUGUGAUGCUGCCUCCAUUUACAGGACAAUAAAGGGGAAGCGCCGAGCUUGAUGGGAGUUGGGCGUCGGCCUCGCGCCGUCCGUCGUCGUUUGUAAUGAAUCGUUGUCGUAACGGGACGCUCUUGUGCCCCAUCGUGAUUAAACCUUUUAAUUGCUGGGGGCGGGGGGGGGGUUAAUGCGUUUGCCCUCAAUGCCCUCUUGAAUGUCCUGCCGCCGUCCAUAAGGGCAGUCAGGUGUAUGGUUUAAAGGGCAAGCUAACCUCAAGAUUAAAAUUUUAAUAAGUCACAUUCUAAGAAA